Pogonomyrmex barbatus (red harvester ant) is the source of this 444-nucleotide messenger RNA. RefSeq names its product ejaculatory bulb-specific protein 3-like. The record is from RefSeq and is a predicted model, not a curated record. NCBI's taxonomy places the organism in Eukaryota, Metazoa, Arthropoda, Insecta, Hymenoptera, Formicidae.
ACAUGUGAUUACAAUCGAUCCGACAUCUAACGAUCUAUUUACACGAUAUUUACGUAAGGGGCGAUUCACCAAGGAUAAGUGCAAACUAUAAAAGAUGUAUCUAGCCAAAUAAGAUGAUCAGUUUCGCGCGGUACGAAUUCUUAAUAACGAUAAAAUAUGAGUAGAUCGAGUCUCUGCUUGCUGGCCAUUCUGGCCGUCGUGGUGGCCGCCACCGCCGAAGAAUUGUACUCUGACAUGUUCGAUCACAUCGAUCCCGAUGAAAUCUUGCCGAACGAUGAGCUUCGAAAUCAAUAUUACAAAUGCUUCAUGGACACCGGCCCGUGCGUAACGGAAGAUCAGAAAUUCUUCAAACAGCAUGCCUGCGGCAGCGAAGUUCGAUUGAUGCGAAACGUUCCGGAUAAAAAAAUCGAGACACGAUCGAGUUCUUUCUUCGCGUCAAAGUGA